Molecule: messenger RNA, 3764 nt
Organism: Rhopalosiphum padi (bird cherry-oat aphid)
Lineage: Eukaryota; Metazoa; Arthropoda; Insecta; Hemiptera; Aphididae
Product: frizzled-2-like
Exons: 2
Coding region: 534-2291 (585 amino acids)
Biological process (GO): canonical Wnt signaling pathway; non-canonical Wnt signaling pathway
Cellular component (GO): plasma membrane
Molecular function (GO): Wnt-protein binding; Wnt receptor activity
Source: RefSeq, a predicted model, not a curated record
AUUAAUUACCCAUAGCAUAGUGCAGCCACCGAACGUACUGAUAACUGGAUUGAAUGCAUUCGAUUGUGUGUGCAGUAGUUUGUUGUGUAAUGUGUGCACACCAGUGUACCAAUUACAGUGAUAUAGUGUAACGACACGACUCCCCCGCGUCGCGCUCGUCCGCCGUAGUUGCUGUUGUUCGGUGUAUGUUUUAAUUUGUCCCCGUCAACGGCUUUCGGAUUACUGUGUUAGUGCGUAUAGAUUGAAUAGCUUUUGGUUUAUAGACAUUAGCCGUCUCGCGUGUCGCGCGCGCCGUCUCUUUUUCCGCCGUCGCGCCGCUCGCCGCCCGCAGACUGCGACACCGCCGACGCCGUCGUCGUCGACGUUUUCCGACCGACCGAAUCGCAUCGCCAGCAAUCGGUGACGACUGCCGCCCGAGAGUCCGGCGAAAUGGACGCCGUCAAUCGGUUCACGUCCACUGGUGCCCACCGACCAACCGUCGUCGGCGUUUCUCUGUGAAUUCCACGCAAGUCGGACCCGUCGCAUCCGACACGAUGUCGCGCCGACCGCUUUUUGCGGUGCCGUCGUUCGCGGCAGCAACGGCGUUGCUGUUGAUAGGUCUGUGUACGGUUUCGUUCGCCCACUCUUCGAGGCAACAGAUCCAAGACGGAUCGAUCGGCGAUGACACGACCGGCCACCAUGGCCGGUGCGAGCCCAUCACCAUACCGUUUUGCAUGGGCAUAGCGUACAACGAAACGAUCAUGCCCAACUUGUUGGGCCAACAGCGUCAAGACGAAGCGGGCUUCGAAGUGCAGCAGUACUAUCCGCUGGUGAAAAUCCAGUGUUCGCAUGAUUUGCAAUUCUUUUUGUGCAGUGUUUUCGUUCCCGUCUGCACUAUUAUCGAAAGACCUAUCCCACCGUGUCGAUCACUGUGCGUGUCAGCUCGUAAUGGUUGUGAAUCGAUCAUGAAUCGUUUUCAAAUCGAAUGGCCCGAUAAUCUGGAAUGUUCAAAGUUCCCUGAAAACGGGCAACUCUGCGUUGGUGAGAAUAACGUAACAAACACUUCGCCGACACCGCAGACUGGCUUAAUAGAACAAAACGGAAAAGAUUUAUCAGCGCCAGGUUCUAGACACUUUUCAGGAGACCAAGGAUAUUCAAACAAUCCCAAUAGCUUUGACAUUGGAUUCGUUUGCCCACAACAAUUUCGAAUUGAGUCUAACAGUAAUAAAAAAAGAUCUGAUAGAAAUAAUCAAGUUUAUACAUUAAAAGUUGGCAAUAAAGUAGUAAAGGAUUGUGGUGUACCGUGUGAUGCAUUUUGGAGUCAAGAUCAAAUGCGCAAAGCUAGAUCAUGGGUGGCUUUGUGGUCUGUAUUGUGUGCUAUAUCCUGUUUAUUUACAUCUUUAACAUUUGCCAUCGACACUCACCGUUUUCGAUAUCCAGAACGACCAAUAAUAUUCUUGUCUUUAUGUUAUCUGAUGGUUUCCAUAUCUUAUCUGAUUGGAUAUUUAUCAGGAAACAACAUUGCGUGCAACAAGCAAAAUUUAAUUACUCAAGGUACAGAUGAUAAUGAAUGGUGCACUGUACUAUUUAUGGUGUCGUAUUUCUUUAGUACCGCAUCUUCUGUAUGGUGGGUUGUAUUGACAUUGACAUGGUUCCUGGCUGCGGGACUUAAAUGGGGACAUGAAGCUAUUGAAGCAAAUUCUCAUUAUUUCCACUUGGCGGCAUGGACAGUUCCUGCUGCUAAAACAAUUACAGUACUGGCUAUGGGAAAAAUUGAGGGUGAUGUGUUAACUGGUAUCUGUUCAAUGGCUGUUUGGAGUGAUGAUACUGCUGUGAGAGAUAUGGUGCUGAUUCCUUUAGUAGUAUACUUGAUCUUGGGUACAGCAUUUUGGAUGGCUGGAUUUGUUUCUUUAUGCCGCAUUCGAAAAGUAAUGAAACAUGAUGGCACCCGAGGCACUGACAAAUUGGAAAAAUUGAUGAUAAGAAUUGGGGUCUUUAGUGUUUUAUACACAGUACCUGCUGUGGCUCAAAUCUUAUGCUUAGUUUAUGAACAUGUCAAUCUCAGUUCAUGGAUUAUUAGUUGGCAUUCUACUCUUUGUCAAGAUCCAAAGUAUGCUCUACCAUGUCCUUCUCAACCCAGUGAUCCAGGAAGAAAACCUAGCUUUGAGGUGUUUAUAGCUAAAUAUUUUGUUUCAUUAUUAGUUGGUCUAACAUCGAGUGUUUGGAUUUGGUCUGGUAAAACUCUAAAUAGUUGGCAAAAAUUUUUGGCACGAAUUCGACCUAAUUCAGGUAAAUCUGAAGCGUAUGUUUAAUUAAGUUUAAGAUUUGGUUUAUUAAUGUAUCAUCAACAUUUGUUUUUUAAUUGAGAUUUCAUACAAAUUAAUAUAUUUUACUCCAACCACAGGACAUAUAUUAAUUAGGGAUGAUUUGAUACUACUUUUUGACUAUCCAAUUAUAUUAGCUUAAGUCCGACUUUCAAUGUACAUAUUAGUUAUCAAAAUUUGACCACCCCUUAAUUGAUAAAUAAUUAACAUCACUAAAUGUCAUGUAUAUAAUUAUACAUUCAGUGGUAAUUAAAUGUAUAUUUAUGUACAUAUAAAAUAAUAAUAAUCAUUAUUUAGGCUUGUUUAACAAUUUAUUAUUACUAAGUAGUAACAAUAAUCCUUGUUUCUUAGAAAUAUAAUAAUCAUUGAAGUUACGCUAGAAUUAUAUAUUUUUUUAAAUUUUAUACACCACAAUUUCUACUACUAUUAAUUAUGUAAUUUUAUGAUUUUCUAAUAAUAUGUUACACAUAUAUAUAUAUAUAUAUAUAUGUGUGUGUGUGUGUGUAUUUUUAUUUUAUCAGUGUUGGCUUAGCUAUAUUGGUAUUAACAUUAAUUAUUACAGGUAUUUAUAAUAUAACAAUUUAUUUUUUGAGUAUAAUUUGACAUAAAGACCUAGGACUGGAGCCACACUGGUUUCUUCAAGACUACUUUAAUUAUCUAAAACAACUAUAAAACUAUAUUGUUACCAAAUUCUGUCCUUUGAACAAACUUAUUAAGUAAUUUUUACAUAAAUAUUUAUUCAAUGUUAAUAUCAAGAACCAAUAAAAUAAAACAUCUGACGAUUUGUUUUUCUGUUAAAACUAUUAUAAACAUUUCUUUGUUAUACAACUGCCAUAAUUUUAACAUUAAGCUCAUAAGACAUUAUUCCAAAGUUUAAUUUUUAUGCCCUUAAUAUUAAUUAAACUAAAACCUUAUUUGAAUCUUCAUAUUUAUAUGUUUUGUUACAAUUAUUAUUGUGUUUAUUCAUUUUAAGUAUAAAACAUAGUUGUUAUGAUUAACUAUUACUCUCGCAAUACUAUAUGAACUUAAAUCAAAAUAAUCUUUAUAUUUAUAUCUUUACUGUCUACACUAAUUAUUUUGUUAAAUGUACAAUUCUCGUAGAUUCUCGGUAACUUGAAUGUUAACAUAUAAAUUUUAAAUAAUUGUAAUUUUUAGAAAGGACAUUGAUGGCAAUCGUUUUAAAAUAUUAUUCACGUAGUUUUUUUUUUCAAAUUUCAAAUUAUCGAGAAUAUACAAUUUAUUAACAUAAUCUUUAUUUUAUAUUUAUAAUCAUAUAUAUAUUAGUUACUAUUGACUGCAAUUAAUAUGGUAUUUAAUUCUUAUAUUUAUGUAUUUAGAUAAGACUAAGCAAUUUUUAUAUCAAUAUUAAAAAAACUGUGUUGAAAUGAUAUAUUUUAUACUUUUUGUAUGAAAUUACAAUUUUUGCAAAAUAAAUGGAAUACAUUUUCGUACAAAGAAAAA